AUGUCUCCACCCAAGAUGCCAAAAGUUGGCCGUGCUUCUGCUGCUUUGGUCACUUUGGCACUCCUGUGGCAUGGUCGUCCUUCGAGCUUCACCUUGCAGCGCGUGAGCUAUGGCCAGAAGCUGGCACAAGAGGGGGAUCUGCUGGUGCCUGAAGGGCGGUGCAGGGGACUGGUGAUGCUCAUCCAUGGGGGGUUUUGGAAGGCUGGCUUUGAUCGGAGCCUGGAAAUCCAGGUGGCAAACUAUCUCAUCUCUCAGGACUUGUGCGUGUGGAAUGUGGACUAUCGAGCCGUGGGCUCCGGCGGUGGCUACCCGCAGACUUUGUCGGAUGUGUCGCAAGCGCUGGCCUGGCUCGGAACUGGCGAGGCAGAAGGCUUGGGGGUCUCCAAGGAUCUCCCACUGGUGGUGGUGGGGCAUUCGGCUGGGGGGCACCUGGCAGCCUGGCUGGGCCUGCAAAGCUUGCUGGAGGACAAGGAGCAGCUGAGACCGCGGCUGGUCAUUGCUCAGGCGGGGGUCUUGGAUUUCAAAAGCGCCUAUGAGGCCCACCUGGGUCAGGGUGCGGUAAGGGACUUCCUCGACACACCUUUGCCGGAGUCCUGUGCCAGUCCGCUCCUGGCCGCCGCGAAUGGCGCCGUCGCGGACCUCUUGUCGAAGCCUCGGCCGGAUGCGGAAAAGCGCCUAUCAGCCUCUGACCCGUUGACGCUGCUGCGCCGAGUGCCCCCGCAGCGCUGGACAUCCGAGGCGCCCGCUUUCGGUUUGAUCCACGGGGCAGAGGAUCGGAUCGUGCCCCCCGAGCAGAGCCGCGCCUUCCAUGAGGCCUUCCCGGGCAAAAGUGUUCUGCAGGAGGUGCCUGGCGAAGGACACUUCGAGCAUUUGCAGUGCGAGUCCCGGGUGUGGUCACUGGCGGCGGAGCUGAUUGACUCCUAUCUCUGA
Messenger RNA from Effrenium voratum, 930 nucleotides. NCBI's taxonomy places the organism in Eukaryota, Dinophyceae, Suessiales, Symbiodiniaceae. The record is from the annotation of a GenBank genome assembly.